AUCCUUCCCACACCAUAACACUAAAAAACCCUUCUGUUAUAGAUUUGAGUGAAUGGUCUGAAACAGCAGGGCUUUUGGAGAACCAGGCACAAGCGCUCCACAGGCGGAGAAAGAGAGGAGCGGAUCUUGAAGACACUGCUGAGACUUUCUGUGCAUGGACAUGACGCGUUACCGGACCCUUACCUUGUGUCUCAUCUGUUUAUUGGAAUGCGGCUUAAUUUCCGCCUUCAACCUGGACACGGAAAAUGUGAUCAGGAAAAAAGGGGAGAAGAACAGCUUGUUUGGGUUCUCCCUCGCUCUGCACAGACAACUCAAACCGACUGAUAAAAAAAUGUUGCUGGUUGGUGCUCCCAGAGCGAAGAAACUGCCCAAUCAGAAGUCACAGAUAACAGGAGGCUUGUACAACUGUGAUAUCAGCUCUACUGACACUGCCUGCCCGCGAGUUAUUUUCGACAAUGAUGAGAACCUGGACCAGGAAAGCAAAGAUAACCAGUGGAUGGGUGUCACAGUGCAGAGUCAAGGACCCGGGGGCAAGAUUGUGACUUGUGCUCAUCGCUACCAGAAGAGACUCAAUACCAACUUGCCACAGGAGUCCCGGGACAUUACGGGUCGAUGUUAUGUGCUCAGUCAGGAGCUGAAAAUCGAUGAGAGCACUGGUGACGAGGGAGGGGACUGGAGUUUCUGUGAGGGCCGAUCCAGGGGUCACGAGCGGUUCGGAUCCUGUCAGCAAGGCCUCUCAGUCACCUUCACCAGAGACUACCAUUACUUAGUGUUUGGAGCACCUGGAGCCUUCAACUGGAAAGGUGUUGUACGCUUGGAGCAGAAGAACAACACACUGAUCGAGAUGGGUAUAUAUGAUGACGGACCAUACGAGAUCAAAUAUACGACUCCUGAAGCGCUCGACGAAGUAGCCGUCCCUGCUAACAGCUACUUAGGUGUACUGUUCAUGACUAGUGUGUCCUACAGCGACUCUGAUCAGUUUGUAUAUAACUCUCAUCCUCCUCGAGACGACGCUACAAUGGAAAGCCACUUGACCACCAAUAGCUAUAUAGGUUUUUCUCUCGACACUGGUAAAAUGCUGACUAAGAAAGGUCAACUGACUGUGGUUGCCGGAGCCCCGAGAGCCAAUCACAGUGGAGCUGUGGUUCUGUUGAAGAAGGAAUCAGAUUCAGGUUCGAAAAUGAUCACUGAGUAUAUCAUUGAAGGAGAAGGCCUAGCCUCGUCGUUUGGCUAUGAAGUUGCAGUGGUGGAUUUAAACGGAGAUGGAUGGCAGGAUCUUGUAGUUGGAGCUCCUCAGUUCUUUGUGAAAGAUGGUGACAUCGGUGGCGCUGUUUACGUCUACAUCAAUCGGAAUGGUGACUGGGACAAGGCCACUAAAACUAGAAUAGACGGAGCCAAAAACUCCAUGUUUGGGCUGGCAAUUGAAAAUCUUGGAGACCUGAACCUGGAUGGAUUUAAUGAUGUAGCUAUUGGGGCUCCGUAUGAUGAUGAAGGCGCUGGAAAUGUCUACAUCUAUCAUGGCUCAAGCAAUGGCCUCAAAAAAGAGCCUUCUCAGGUUCUGAAAGGAUUAGACCUGAACAUUAAGAUGUUUGGUUACUCUUUAGCUGGUAACAUGGAUUUAGACAACAAUGAAUAUCCAGACUUGGCCAUUGGAUCGCUCUCUGACACUGUGGUCAUGUACAGAGCUAGGCCAGUUGUCAACAUAGAAAAGACAGUCACCACCACUCCCAAAGAGAUAGACCUCACCAAGAAAAACUGUGGAGACAGCAUCUGUCUUCAGGUGGAAAUCUGUUUCAAAUUCACCUCCAACGCCAAGAAGAACAGCCCUAACAUCAAAAUCAAGUACUUCAUUCAGGUGGAUGCUAAGAGGAAAAAGCUGGGACUUCCCUCUCGUGCUAUUUUCUCCCCGCCCAGCUCCACUGAUACUGACUUUGAGAGCACAGGAGAAAUGAUACUUGGAAAGGAGAAUGAGAAUAAGUGCAUCACUAAAAGCCUCAAACUUCAGGAUAACUUAAAGGAUAUGCUGAGAGCCAUACCCAUAGAGGUGAACGUGGAGAUCGUAAAGCCGUCUGGACGGAAGAAGAGACAGGCCUCCAUGGCACAGCUGAGUCCGGUCCUUGCUGCGAGUCAACCGUCUCUUACUGAGGUCAAUUUUGUGAAGGAGGGCUGUGGUGAUGACCUGAGGUGCCAGAGUAACUUGAAGCUGGAGUACAAUUUCUUCUCUCGAGAACGCAGCCAAGACAUCUUCGAACCACUGCCCCUUGAAAACGGCGUGCCAGUUAUUUCACUCAGCCACCAGCAGGAGAUUGCUCUGGGGGUCACGGUGACCAAUAAGAACGGAGAUGACGCAUAUGAAUCAGUUCUAACUGCAUCAUUCUCCAACUCCCUCUCUUACUCAGCAAUUCGCACCAAGACUCCUGGCAAGCAGAUUUUCUGUGCGGUCAAUCAGAAUGGGUCAAAAGCUGAAUGUGAAAUAGGAAAUCCUUUUAAAAAAGACUCAGAAUUUGUAUUUUACAUUAUUCUGAGCACUGGUGGGAUUGCGCUGGACACGAGUGAAGUAGAUGUUACACUUGAACUUAAAACGACAAGUGACCAGGCAGCACAGACAGUGACAAAGAAAGCUAAUGUUGUAAUGGAGAUGCUACUGACGCUCUCAGGGGUGGCUAAACCAUCUCAGCUGGAAUUCAGUGGGAAAGUUAAAGGAGAGAGCGCUAUGAUGACAGAAUCCGACAUUGGCAGCGAGAUUGACUACGAAUUCCGGGUAAUUAACUUGGGAAAGCCUCUGAAGUCCUUUGGUACAGCGUUUUUGAACAUUGAGUGGCCAAAGAACACAGCUACCAAAAAGUGGCUCUUGUAUCUAAUGAAGAUCACUACUACGGGUACGGACACUAUCAACUGCAGACCAGAUGAGGUCAACACACUGAAUUUUAAUCAGGAGCCAUCCAGGACUAAGCGUGAAGCUAAAGACGAAGGUGGAAGCAAAGAAAAAGAAGGUGUUUUAUCCUCCCUGUUUUCUGACAAGAGGAAAUCAAAAAUUUUGACCUGCGAAGACGGCGCAUCGUGCGUUACGCUAAAGUGUCCUCUUCAGGGAUUGGACAGCAACGCAGUGAUUGCACUGAAAGCUCGAAUGUGGAAUAGCACCUUUAUAGAGGACUUCAGUGACAUGAAUUAUGUCGAUAUAAUAGUGAAAGCAUCACUCAAUCUGGAUUCUGCUCCCAAAAAUUUGUUGCUAAAAAAUAAAGAGACACAGGUACGAGUGACUGUAUUCCCAGUACGUAAGGCAGCACAAUACGGAGGUUUACCCUGGUGGAUCAUCCUGGUGGCUAUAUUACUGGGCCUGCUCCUGCUGGGUUUAUUGGUUUUCCUGCUCUGGAAGUGUGGAUUUUUCAAACGUUCCAAAUACAGCGACAGCGUGCCAAGUUACAACGCUGUGAGGAUUAAGAAGGAAGAGCGCAGGACAGAGAAGCCGACCUCUGUGGAAAAGAAACAGUGGAUGACUUCUUGGAACGAGAACGAGAGCUACUCCUAGCCUUAUGCUAAAUCAGCUGCUAAUGCACAUUAAUAUCCUGCUUUUAAAACAAACACACAAACAAAACACAAACCAAAGACACUUUCUUUAAGAUGUCAAGACAUCUUUGCACACCCCAAACUUCUGAUUGUAAAUAUGACAAUGACAAAAUGAAAUGUAAAAACCUGUUUUAUGUUCAGAGACUACUUAAAAAAAAAAAAAAAAAAAGAUACAUUUAUAAAUGAGAUGAAAACAAUUUGAGAGAUGGAUAUUUUUGGGCUUCACUAUGCUUCAAUGAUCCUCACUGUUAUAUAUAUAUAGGCACGUGUCAAUAGUCCUUUUCUUUCUUUUUAUUUCAUUUUUCUCAUAUUUCCCUUCUUCCCCUUCUUUUUCCUUUUCCCCACCCCAGAACCAGACUAUUGUUCCCCAGCUUUUACAUAUAGGCAUGAGCCAAUAGUCUGUUAUAGGAUAUAUUACACAAUAUUCACAAGGAAAAAACACAAACAACACAAGGAAAUUUCACAGACAUCAGUUGUGGGUUACAUUCGAACAGGAUAAUCAUAUACAACUCCUUGUUCCUCUGGGGGUUGAAUAUAUGAUGACGUUCCUCAACAUGCACAGAAUCCACAGAUGCGAUUAGCAAUUAAUGCUACAUGCAAUUGCAGUGUUAUUUUAAUCAUGUUAUGGCUUUUUUUUUAUUUGUGUGUGUAAUUUACAAACACAUCUGAGGGAAAUGUUGAUAUGUUUGAUAAAAUUAUCUAAUUUACACUGUCAUUCUGCCUUUACAUUGUGCUGUAUAGAGGAUGUGUGGGCUACAUGCUAGCUUGGUAAACUUUAGCCUCAUUUUCAGAAAGUGCCUGCAGUCUGUCACUGGUGGUUGUUCAUAAUGGAAACAAACUUUCAGUAUGAACAACUGCAAAUUUACAACACAACCACUGUAUAUUAGUUUUCUAUUAAAAAUCCAUAAUUUUUAAUAGGCACAUGUCUAGUUGUGUAUAUAUAUUAAUUGUGUUCAGAGAAUUGGUGAUUAUUCUUUAGUUCUCAAAAGAAAGCCAAAGGUUUUUCUGCUUUUCUGGCUAGAUGUGUAGCUCCUACAACCUUCAGGAUUUCUAUUUUACACAAAUGUUUUCCGUCAUACUCAGAUUUAGAUGAAUGUAAAUAUUUGUUUUUCCCCCUUUAACCGUUAUUUACUUCUUAAUUCUUGUUUAUAUAUAUAUAUAUAUAUAUAUAUAUAUAUAUAUAUAUAUAUAUAUAUAUAUAUAUAUAUAUAUAUAUUUUUUUUAUUGUUAUUAUUAUUAUGGCUUGUGAAGAUUGGUACUGAUUUCAGUUUCACAUUGGCGUACUGAUGGAUAUCCGUUUACUUCACUCAAAUUCACAAAUCAUCAUUUCAGGUCAUUUGACCACACAAGGGCUGAAAUACAUUCAUGCAAUCUGCCACCCAUUUCAUAUAAAAAGUAUUAUGCAUGUCCAUAGGUUGACUUGAUGGUAAUGGAAAAGUCAGACAUAUUGUUUCCGGUUACAAAAUAUGUACCAACAGGUUAAUAUUGUUCAAAUAUUCUCGGUUUUGAAAAGCACAAUUCACAUGUAAAAAAAAAAAGCUUGAUUCUGGUGCAAACAUACUGUCUAAUAAAACAAAAUAAAGAGUUUUUUUUAAAACAUC
Silurus meridionalis is the source of this 5168-nucleotide messenger RNA. RefSeq names its product integrin, alpha 6b (gene itga6b). Gene Ontology annotation, molecular function: integrin binding; calcium ion binding. NCBI's taxonomy places the organism in Eukaryota, Metazoa, Chordata, Actinopteri, Siluriformes, Siluridae. The coding region runs from base 155 to 3529 and encodes 1124 amino acids. Gene Ontology annotation, biological process: cell adhesion mediated by integrin; homophilic cell-cell adhesion; integrin-mediated signaling pathway. The record is from RefSeq and is a predicted model, not a curated record. The transcript is spliced from 26 exons. Gene Ontology annotation, cellular component: membrane; external side of plasma membrane; integrin complex.